Messenger RNA from Mastomys coucha (southern multimammate mouse), 4269 nucleotides. It is a transcript of the gene Gng12, whose product is annotated as G protein subunit gamma 12. The transcript is spliced from 5 exons. The record is from RefSeq and is a predicted model, not a curated record. NCBI's taxonomy places the organism in Eukaryota, Metazoa, Chordata, Mammalia, Rodentia, Muridae. Gene Ontology annotation, biological process: G protein-coupled receptor signaling pathway. Gene Ontology annotation, cellular component: heterotrimeric G-protein complex. The coding region runs from base 268 to 486 and encodes 72 amino acids. Gene Ontology annotation, molecular function: G-protein beta-subunit binding.
GGCCGUGCGCCCCGCCCACGCGCGAGGGGAGGAGCCGGAGCGGAGUCGGGAGGAGAGGUCGGGCGGUCCCGGGAGCGCGGAGAGCCGGACUCCUAGGCGGCGGCAGCAGCGGCGGUGGCGACGGCGGAGAGUUCAUAUGGGAAGGACAUUGGGGUGAGCGGCUUCUCUAUUUCCAGCUGGCUUUCCUGAUUCACCCCACCAUUUAAAACCUGGAGGCAUUGGACCACACAAAGCCUUGCUGAUUUCAGGAAAGAAGAACCAUCAGAGAUGUCCAGCAAGACGGCAAGCACCAACAGCAUAGCCCAAGCUAGGAGAACCGUGCAGCAGCUGAGGCUGGAGGCCUCCAUCGAAAGAAUGAAGGUCUCAAAAGCAUCUGCAGACCUGAUGUCAUACUGUGAGGAGCAUGCCCGGAGCGACCCUCUGCUGAUGGGCAUACCGACCUCCGAAAACCCUUUCAAGGAUAAGAAGACCUGCAUCAUCUUAUAGUGGACCAGGAAGCACCCCUUGCCUCUUAAUGGGAACCUCAGCAGCAACCUGAAGAGAUUCCUUCAGCUUACCUGGUAACCGCGGCUAGUAACUAAAACACCCUUUUCUUGGAAUAAUAGACCCUGAAGUCUCUCUUUUUCAAGUUGUCCUUUCUGAUUUAAUACAGAAUAACAAUCUUAUUUUCUAUUUGAUAACUAUGGUUUCAUAUUGGGUUACUGUAUAAGGAAAGUGGCAGGGGAGUUGUGGGAAGCUUGUCUUUACAAUAUACAGUUGAUUAAGAUAUGUCAAGACCUACAUUGUCUAAGCACCGGCAAAUUAAAAUGGAUUCAAAAAUCAAAAAGUCAAAAAUCCCUUCAGUCAAAAACCUUUAUAUUCUGUUCUUAAUAAGGUUUGUGCCAAGCUAUGUAUAUCCCAUGUGAGGGAUCUGGGGAGACGGCAUGUGUCUACAACCAUAUCUUUUUGCACUAUGGGUACUAACCACCCUGAAACUUCUGUAGUAGCAUCAGCCCUUCCAGAAUUAUAUCAUUCUCCUGACUCUGUGUAGGUAGAAUAACAUAUUCUUUCUGUGUAGUUUUUGUACAAAAAAAAUAAUGAAAGAAUAUUGAAAAGAUCAUCUGCACUAUAGCUGGUGCUAUUCUCUCUGCUCUCUUGGAAUUGUGCUGGCCCCUUAGUCUACAAUAAACUGUGCCACUUCAAAACCUAAGGCUAAAACUCAAAGCCCUUUUGAUGGGGUCUUAACUCAUAUCAGUCAUUUGGGCUUUGAUCCUGAGGCUAAGAAAGAGGGAGAGACCCUUGGGUGGACCCUGGGCAGCUUAUACUCCAGGGCUCUUGAUCUCAGCUGGAUUGGGGCUGGCCACCUCAGAAACUUCCACCCCCAUAGCUGGAGUGAAAGAAUGAACUGAGAGCCUCACAAGGAGAGGGGAGCAGAAAUCCAUGAAAACAGCUGCUCUCCUGGGCCCAGCUUUACAGGCAACCCUCUCCCUUUCUCCUCAUCAGCAUGGUACUUGUCCUUGCUGCUAGAGCAACUGUUUUCAGAGGGACAUUCCCUCCUUCCCAGUUUUAACUGGGUGGACCACAGUGGGAAAAAAAACACUCAAAUAAUAGAAAGACACUUGAGCUCUUUGCAGAUGCCUGCAGUUUCAACACUACCAUGUUCACAAACCACCCCGGGGGAAAAGGGCCUUUCCAAAGGGAGGCUUACAUUCUGUAGAACAGUUCCAGCGUCUAGCAGUUGGGUGUUGAGGUCCUCACUUUUACUCUGAUCAUGAAAAUAGCCCACAUACCCUCACAGUGUCCAGUAAGGAUCGCAGAGGCACAUAACCUGCCAUGACCAAGAAGGUAUCUUGACUUUGUCACAGUGACUAUUUAAAAUAAUCAAUUAGAAGCCCAAACCAAACACAAAGCCUGUGAUGUUUUAGUUUUAUUAAGGUAACCACUAAUGAAGGAUUCAAAAGUAUUCUCAAACAGGACUUAGCCCCAGAAGUGGUUUAUAAAAUUUCCCCCACCUGUAUACAGUGUGUAUUAAAAGAAAACGUAUUUUAAUAUCUAAUGCCUGGACUUUGAGCAUCAUGCUUCUUGAUGGUAAACAUGCAGUACUAUUCCUAAGUGACACAGAGGCAUCAGAAUUUCUUCAAGUUACCCAUCUACUCAGCACUUGGAACUGAGUGUGUGAAAGCCAUAGCACUGCCCACAACCUGUUCUCACUGCUUAGCUCCCAGCUGGAUUAAAGGCACCUGUUCAGGAGAGAGAGCUUUUACCUUGGAAAAGGUAAAGAUGGGAAUGUACACCAAAAAGACAAUUUUUACAUUCAAUGGAACAUUCUUUUUUUACAAGUAUAUUUUUCUACUGAUAGUUUCAGAACACUAAUCUUAUAUUCACUCUAAUCUUAAACAUGUUUCUUUAAAUAUUUAUAAGGCAUUUUAUUACAGAAUAUUUUUAUGCAAUCAUGUGCACAUUAUUGGUAGCAAACAUAGUAUAUUCUUUAGUACUUAAACACAUUUUUGUUAAUAUACUUUUAAUGGUAAGAGAUGAACUUGAGGUCCCAGGUGAUUUUGUUGCCCUUUCAUUGAUUAGAGACAGUAAAUAUCUUGUAACUUCCUAACCAGAUCUGAGCUGUGCUCACAAUAAUAGUAAAAUCAGAUUCUUUGAUGCUGGACCCAGGAGGAAAAUCAUUAGCCAACUGUUGACUUACUUAUAACUAGAUGUCAAUGUGAGAAAGUAUAAUCUAUAUAUACAUAUAUAUGACAUGUAGGAGUCACUUUUAUUUAUCUGUCUUUGUUCACUUACAAAGCCAUGUAACUGCAGCAGUAGGUUGGUGAUGUCAUGAUGCACAGAAGUCCCAUGUGGAAUGUCUAUCCCACACUGACAACAUGGCUUCCUUUCUGUAUGUUCAGUCUGUUGUCUGAACUGACACUCCUGAGAACAGAGCACUGCAGUCUUUAUGCUCUGAUCCCCGUAGUUCAUCUUAAAUUUCUCUGUGGCCCUGGCAAGGUAGAGUACACACGGUUCCAUGAUUCCAGAGCAUUUUGAAGAAACAUACAUAUUUUUAAAUAGGGAAAAUAUAGCAGGUGGUUCCUAAGCUGCGGGUUAUAGUUAAAUAUUCUGUUUCUUUGAAAUCAUGUUUUAAAUUCUUUACCAUCUGAAAGAAAAAGCGUGUCAUGCUUACACUUUCAAGGGAAGGCUUGGACUGCUUUUUCUAUGUUCGGAUUAUUUUUAUACUUUGCUGACCUUUAAACUAUCCAUGGGGGAAAUUUUAUACCAACAAGUUAAUCAUUUUUAUUCAUUGUUUACACAAUGUAAGAUGCGUCAAACUGGGGCCAGCAAAAUGGCUCAGUGGGUAAAGGUGCUUGAUGCCAAGCCCUGCAGCCUGUGUUUGAUCUUCAGGAUGCACAAUGUAAAAGAAGAGAACUGAUUCCUGCAGGUUGUCUUCUGAGCUCUAUACACACACACAAAAAUAACACUUAAAAAUAUGUGCCAAAUGAUAUUUGUUCAGGUGCCAUCUUCCACCAGCUUACCAUUACAGCAGAACUGUCAAACUCAUCACCUUGAAUUUGUAUUAAAAGUGUGUCCAUGCACAGGCCCAAGAGUCACCUCCAGUGAAAUAAAUGUAAUUCUGAAGUAUGCUAUGAAGUUUGUUGUUUUCUUUCAUCGUAAGCCUGUUAGCAGGAAAAUACGACAAAUCAAAUAGAAUACCAGUUCGAUGGCCUGGUCAGUCCUGUGCCAGGUGACGUAGGACCAGCCCGGUCAGCUCUCUGAGCCUCCCCUUCCCCUUUAGUCACAAGGAAAUAGAAGCAAAAGAUGGCUGAGGUCCUCCCUAUUCCCAGAUGCCUUGGUUGAAUGACCUGCCUCUCUGUCGGUCCUGCCAAUGUGUUGGUGCUAUAAGCUGCUUCAAAUACCAGUUUGUCUGUAGUGUGUGCUCACCUAAUCACUUGGUAUUCAGUGCCUGUUCUAGGUUUAUGGACUUAACUAUUUCUGUGAUGUUUCAUUUUUAGCCAUGUUAACUCCUAACACAUAUUCUCUUAUGUCUCAGUAAAGUUUCAUUUGAUAAGUUGUUGAGAUUUUGUUAUUUGAUAAUAUUCUUUGGCUAUUCACCCAGCAUCUUAAUCACUUUAAAACUGUGAUCGUUAUUUGGAACUCUGUCCUUUGGAAAGAAUAAAAGCAUUUUUUUUUCACUUGCUAACAUGCUCACAAAUGUGAGACAAGAGUCAUUAAAAGCUUUACUUACUGGGUCAGUGCGUCAUUGACUCCUUUCUGUGUUUUGCCCAAUAAAUUAAUAAAAGACUA